GACAAACACACACAACAUUCUUCAUCCUUUUUUUGGCCUCUAAUUUCAUCUCUUCCUUCAUGGAAAACCAGUUCUUCCUCAAUGCUCCUCAGCUCCAUUUUGACCCUUCACCACCUCCUUGUCCACCUUCUUGGCAUUCACUCUCUUCUCCCAUGGAUGUUCAAGUUUUGAAUUGCUCAACUCAGAGGACACAUGAUUCCUUUUACACACCGCCAUGGGAGGACAAGUCAACGGAUCAUGCUGUUCAGUUUGAUUCUGCACUCAGUUCAAUGGUGUCUUCUCCUGCAGCUUCCAAUUCCAACAUGUCAACUGAUAAUUUUGUCAUCAGGGAGUUGAUUGGCAAAUUGGGAAACAUUGGUGCUGGUGGCUCUGAUGAGAUCUCACCUCAUUCUCAGCCUUUGCUUCCUGCAUCUUCCUACAUCAAUGGCAAUAACAGCACCAACACUUCAUGUUACAGCACCCCUUUGAGUUCUCCUCCCAAGCUGAGCUUGAACAAGAUCCCCACAAUGAUGAAUCACUUGGUGAAAGAGGGCAUGCCCCCCAGUUUGAAUUCCAGUGUGGCAGAAUUCUCAACUGAUCCUGGUUUUGCUGAGAGGGCUGCAAAGUUUUCUUGCUUUGGAAGUAGGAGUUUCAAUGGCAGGACCACCCAAUUGGGCCCCAGCAAUGCUGAGUUGACUCACAGAUCUUCUCCAUUGGUGGAAAAUGGGAAGCUCCCCAGAGUCUCAAGUAGUCCAUCUCUCAAAGUGCUUGGAUCUCAAAUGAGUGCCCAGGAGAACAAGAAUUCUCCAUUGCAAGACCAAAUGGAAGUGGCCAAUUCUCAAGAGGAAUCAACAAUCUCGGAACAAAUUCCAAAUGGGGACAAUGGGAUGAAACCUUCCCCAUAUGCGAAUUCUAGAAAAAGAAAAGGUCCAUCCAAAGGAAAAGCCAAGGAAACUUCAACCCCCACCAACCCCCCUAUGGCUGCUGAAGCCAGUGAAGAUUCAAAUGCAAAGCGCAGCAAGGCUAACGAAGGUGAGGGCAAUGAAAAUGGCCAAGUGAAGGCAGAGGAAGAGUCCAAAGGGGUAACCAGUAAUACAAAUGAUGACAAACAGAACAAGAGUAACUCAAAACCUCCAGAGCCUCCAAAGGAUUACAUUCAUGUCAGAGCAAGAAGAGGUCAAGCCACUGACAGUCACAGUCUUGCAGAAAGAGUCCGGAGGGAGAAAAUCAGUGAAAGAAUGAAGCUUCUCCAAGAUCUUGUCCCAGGUUGCAAUAAGGUGACAGGUAAAGCACUUAUGCUUGAUGAAAUUAUAAACUAUGUCCAGUCAUUGCAGCGCCAAGUUGAGUUUCUGUCCAUGAAGUUGGCUUCUGUUAACACCAAGCUGGAUUUUAGUAUUGAGAGUCUAAUCUCGAAAGAUAUAUUUCAAUCAAAUAAUUCUUUGGCACAGCCAAUAUUCCCACUAGAUUCCUCAGCACCAGCCUUUUAUGGGCAACACCCUCAACAAAACCCAGCAAUCCACAGUAACAUUCCUAAUGGAACUGUGUCCCACACCUCAGUGGACCCAUUGGAUACUGGUUUGUGCCAAAACCUUGGCAUGCAGUUAUCUCACCUAAAUGCCUUUAAUGAAGGUGCCUCUCAGUAUCCAAUAGCAUUCUCUGAAGGUGACCUCCACACCAUUGUUCAGAUGGGAUUUGGCCAAACUGCAAAUAGGAAAACACCAGUACAAUCUCAGAGUUUCAAUGGCUCAAAUCAAGUACCCCUAUGAAAUUUAAGCUCUGAUAUCACCAUUCAUUACGCCUGAAUUGAAGCUGGGAGGAAUAGAAAAACUGCUUCUGUACACAACAAGAAGAGAUUUAAUUUGAACGACCCCUUGAAUUAUUAAGCCAUUAUUAUCAUAAGUAGGUAUAAUAGAACCCUCUUUUGUCCUUAUGUUAGCCAUGAUUUUAAUUUUUAAUCUUCAGGGGCAGUUCUUUUCAUUAUUUUUUUUUUCUUACAACUAUUCACUGUAAAAUCUUUAGGAUCGAUUCUGUAUUCUCUUGGUGCAAAUUCUUAUUAUUACAGCACCAAUUGUAAGAUAUAGUGCUAAUUAAAGGAGUUUUUCCUCUACCUGCUGCUAUUAUGAUUAUUCCUUUUCACUUUGUCUAUUAUUGUAAGCUUUAUAUAAUUCACACAUCACAUCAUCCCACAAAGAAUUUUCGUGGGACUUUAUUAAAAUCUUAUUAUAGGUCAUGUCAAUUAACCUUCUCCUAAAUGGCGUAAUCUAGUCGAUGUGAUUCUCAAUUUUG
This is a messenger RNA of Vigna radiata var. radiata (mung bean), 2265 nucleotides long. Its product is annotated as transcription factor bHLH62. Gene Ontology annotation, biological process: regulation of DNA-templated transcription. Lineage: Eukaryota; Viridiplantae; Streptophyta; Magnoliopsida; Fabales; Fabaceae. Gene Ontology annotation, molecular function: DNA-binding transcription factor activity; protein dimerization activity. Gene Ontology annotation, cellular component: nucleus. The transcript is spliced from 8 exons. The record is from RefSeq and is a predicted model, not a curated record. The coding region runs from base 60 to 1745 and encodes 561 amino acids.